CGGUUACUCAUUAUCUGGUACUGGGGCUUGCGAGUCUUUCCCCCCAGUUCAUCACGGACUAUCUGCUGGUCAGAUUUCCACUGCAAGCUGCAGUGCACACGCUGAUAUAGAGCUCGAAAAGAGCCACGAUAUUUACUCAUUCUGUGUCGUCGUUCAAGGAUCCCUUCAAUCCGCCACACGCCAAAAAUUCUCUCUCGGACUCUUGUCUUCGAAAAUCAUGCGCGAGAAAAGCAUGCGUCGUCACUUUUCGCAUGGGCUGUUCGUUGUAGGCAUCUUCCUACUCCUGACUCUUCCCCAGGUGACGGCAUCGCCUUUGACCAUCCGCGCUGCUGGACCUUCGGCAGCAAACAAUAUUGAUCCUACUGCCAGUUCCGAAAUACCUCCACUCCCGGACGAAAUCUGGCCAGUCGAAUUCUUCCAGAGCAAAGACAACAGCUUAGCAAUUGUCAUCGAUCGUUUCUAUGGUUUCAAAGCACAGCACGAAGAUGGAAAAGUGAUAGAAUUCCGAUACCCAGAGACGAACGGCGUCCCACUCAUGGAUUUUGGGUAUUCAAUGCAUCCUUGGACCGGACACGACUUUGAUAACUGGUAUCAAGCGCAUGGGAUGAUUAUAAUGUUUGAUUCGCCACACAAUGGAUUUGAUUUUCCGACAAAGAUACUGUCACGUUUGGUCUUCGACGAUGAUGGCAGAGUCGAUGGCAUCCCUUGUUUGAUCAAGUUCCGACAAGGUGCCCGAAAGAAAUUGAAUGGAUGGAUAAAGGGAGCGACAAAGGGAAAAGGAAAGGAGACGGAGGUAAAGGGGGAGGAAGAGGUAAAGAGGGACAAGGAACGAGAGGCGAAUCGGAGGAAGAAAGAACAAGAAGGGAGGUCGAGGAUAAUACAGGCGAACAUAACUCGGAAAGAGAGGCUGUUGGAAAAUUCUGUGAGGGAUGCAAGGGACGCGGUUCAGCAGGCAGAAGGAGAUAUUCGGAAUAACCGGGACCCAUUGACUACCAUACAGAGGAAGAGGAGGUUGAAGCAGUUGAAGAAAGAGUUGAAGCAAAAAGAGUUCGCGCUGCAGUCUUUGAAGGAUUCAGAAACGAAAACUUUGGAAAAUUGUCGCAAGGUGCUAAGCUGCGCUGUGAUGUAGUUUUUUGUGACUUUGAUAUUCAAUUAGAACUAGAGUUCAAAACGUUCAAACGUUGAGCCUUUCAUUGACAUUAGCUUAG
Lentinula edodes (shiitake mushroom) is the source of this 1208-nucleotide messenger RNA. RefSeq lists its product as uncharacterized. The record is from RefSeq and is a predicted model, not a curated record. The coding region runs from base 218 to 1129 and encodes 303 amino acids. The transcript is spliced from 3 exons. Lineage: Eukaryota; Fungi; Basidiomycota; Agaricomycetes; Agaricales; Omphalotaceae.